UUGUUGUGCCAAGAAGUCCAAGUACAAACUGGAGUCUAUAAAUGAUUCAGCAGUUUACAGAAACCUGUCACUGGUCACUACCGCUGUCUGAUACAGCUGAAAGGACUAGACAAAAGUAAAGAAGAAAAAGAGCAUUUGACUUCACACGUAAAAGCAGGGAAUCAUGAGGAUCCCAUUUGCGUGUUUGCUGCUGCUUUCUGCCACUGUGCUCUCUCAGGAUGUCUCUGACCGUUACAGAAAAUUUAUAGCACAACACAUCAAUGGGCAGAUGAGUGUUAACAGGUGUGACGAUGAGAUACGAAAUCGACAUAUCACCAAAACCGACAGCAAUGAGUGUAAGGAGACCAAUACCUUCAUCCGAGCUACCACCAACAUAGUCAAAUCCAUCUGUGAGCGUGCAGGAGAGCCAUACGGUCAGAUGACCAAAAGCCUCCAACCUUUUGACAUCGUUGUCUGUUCACUGAGAAACCAGCAGGGCAGGCAUCCUCGCUGUCAGUACCGCGGUCAAGCUCGCACAAGAAGAAUUGCAAUCAGAUGUGAGCAAGGUCUUCCUGUGCACUUUGACAGAGACAUUAUACACUUUGACAACUGAUUAAACAGCAGGCGUGUACUUCAAUGUCAUGUCAAAUAAAAUACUUUAAAAGCUUA
This is a messenger RNA of Seriola aureovittata, 648 nucleotides long. RefSeq names its product angiogenin-like. Gene Ontology annotation, biological process: defense response to Gram-negative bacterium; angiogenesis; defense response to Gram-positive bacterium. The coding region runs from base 164 to 592 and encodes 142 amino acids. The record is from RefSeq and is a predicted model, not a curated record. Lineage: Eukaryota; Metazoa; Chordata; Actinopteri; Carangiformes; Carangidae. Gene Ontology annotation, molecular function: RNA nuclease activity; nucleic acid binding. The transcript is spliced from 3 exons.